AUGUUGGAGACCCCUGCUUUAGGGGACCUUUAUGUGUCCCUGCCAGCUCCUAUGAUACUGUGGUUCCUCAAACGUGUGUCUUACGCCUCCCUGAGUGGGGUGUGGGCAGGUGGCCUCCCUUGGGUCGGCCUGAUCUCCGUGCCUGUCCUUUCUCCAGGCGGUCAGUACUGGCUCUUCCGAGAGGCAAACCUAGAGCCCGGCUACCCACAGCCCCUGAGUAGCUACGGGCUGGGCCUUCCUCACGACAGAGUGGAUGCUGCAGUGUGGUGGGAGCCCACGGGGCACACGUUCUUCUUCCGAGGAGACAGGUACUGGCGCUUUGACGAGGAUGGGAGCUCCGUGGGCCAGGGCUACCCCAGGAAGGUCAGUGUCUGGGCAGGGGUCCCUGCUGGCCCCAGGGGUGCCUUCCUCAGCCCCGACGCCGCCUACACAUAUUUCUAUAAGGGCAGAUUGUACUGGAAGUUUGACAAUGAGCGGCUGAAAACGGAGCCUGGCUACCCCAAGUCCAUCCUGCGAGACUUCAUGGGCUGCCAGGAGGAAGUGGCUGUGGAGCCGGACCCCGGCCAUCGCUGGCCCGACACGGGAAGGCCCCCCUUCCAGCCCCGGCAGGACAAGGAAACCGAGGAGGGCGCUGCAGCCCCCCACCCAGGCCUGGAGGAGGAGGAGGAGGAGGAGGAAUCUGCCGUGGAGAAGGAGGGUGGGGGGGAGGGGGCAGGGGACGUGGACAUUGUGGUGCACAUCAACGAUUACCCGCUGACGGCGAGCAUUGUCAUGGCGGUGGUGCUGCUGCUGCUGCUGCUCUGCGUCCUGGGCCUGGCCUACGUCAUCGUGCAGCUGCAGCGGAAGGGCCGGCCCCACAUGCUGCUCUACUGCAAGCGGUCCCUGCAGGAGUGGGUCUGAAGCCAGAGAGCUGCUGUGGGGCAGGGGCAGGAAGAGGCCCCUCUCCUCCUGCACCCUCCCGGGAACACGGCCAGACUCUGACCCGUGGCAGGGGAGGCUUAGGGGCCCACCUGUGGGGCUGCAGCCCGGGGCCGGGGGCUGGGCCGCUCUGGCUGGAGGGAUUGUCGGCCUGGUCAAGCGAGGAGAAGAGAUGUGGCCGGCAAGGCAUGGCUUCCUCCUGAGUUGCUGUUGGAGAGGGAUCCUGGGGGUCUUGCCCCGAGACCCUCCAUCCAAGGGGAUGACCCAGGGGCAGCCUUCACUGUGUGGAUCUUCUUCUGCAUGUGUUCCGGAGGCGUGUUUGGAUCUGCCGGCUGGGCCUCGGAGGCAGGGAGGCCCCCUUGUGCCAUUUGCGGCAGCUGGUCUUGGCCAAGAGUGGGCAUCCUUAGUGGCCAGUGGGCCAGAGGCGCAGGAGGGACAGGCUGACAUCCUGAAAACCUUGAUCUAUUUUUGUAAAUUCUUUUCUCCAGAGCCUCCCUGGUUACAAAGCUAAAGGUGGAGAAGUUCUUUCUACUGUAAUCAUAUUUCUGUUCCUACUGAUAUUUACUUCUGCUUGAGCCCCCUGGAGACGCAGCUCAGGCCAAACGGGGGCUUCCACACCACAGCUCUAGGCCGCCCCUUCCAGCCUCCCCCGGUCGCUCCUUGACAUGCACGCAGGCCGGGCCCACUGCUGCCUUCUUAGGUCUGACUGGAGCCCUUGGGAGGUGCUGGAUGUAGCUCUCCACGAGGAGGGGGGGUCUGUGGGUUACGGGGUGCUGAGA
Molecule: messenger RNA, 1697 nt
Organism: Notechis scutatus (mainland tiger snake)
Lineage: Eukaryota; Metazoa; Chordata; Lepidosauria; Squamata; Elapidae
Source: RefSeq, a predicted model, not a curated record